Molecule: messenger RNA, 1011 nt
Organism: Prorocentrum cordatum
Lineage: Eukaryota; Dinophyceae; Prorocentrales; Prorocentraceae
Source: the annotation of a GenBank genome assembly
AUGAGCAGGACAACAGCUGUAACCCUCGAGAACUCUGUGAUUGCAGACUUGCUCUCCGCCCAUGUCCCAUUGGCAUCGUGUGCGCCUAGUGUACUCUGGAAGGUGAAGGUCACCAAGCAGGGGCACACCAGCAGCUGGGACGCUGUGAAGCGUGCCAGGACACUGAUCUCGGAAGUAUUGCAGCGCACUGGAGGCAAGAACCUAAAGCAGAAGCAGUUCUGCAAACAGCUGGAUGCGUGGUUGAAGUCCAAUGGCAUGACGUGGGCGAUCUCAGACGUCGAACGCGCCGCCUAUCAUUUCCGAACCAUGAUCCGAAGCCUGGCAGGAAAGAAGCGCGAUCAGAUAAUCAAUGGGAAACCCAUUGCCUUCAAUAACAUGACCUACGGCUGCCUGAACACUCUAUGCGAUGCGAUCCUGAUUGAAACAGACGAGGCAGGUGAACAUGAAGCGACAGCCGAUCGCGAAGAUGAGGACUCGUCGGAGGACGUUGUCGAGAUUCCCGUGGUCAAGGAGGAGGUGCCAGUUGUUGAGUUGUCUGACGACGAGCCAUCGUCCAAGACUGUACCAGAAGAACUCGACCUGGACGAUCUCGAAUCCAAGCUCUUCACGCCUGCCAAGGACGCAACCCCGAAGAUGAGCGCUUCUACUGGGGUCAAGAAGCCUUAUGUCCUCGGCGGCGCGUCGAAACUCCUCGAGAUGUCGGCGAUCGCAGCUUUGGCUGAUGGGUCGUCAUCUGUUGGCGGUCUGAGUGCAAAGGAGUACACAGAGAUGCAGAAGGAGCUGAAGGGCAAGAGAAAGCACGACACCGCUGACCCGAUCGAGAUCUACUUGAAGCAGGACGGAGACCUAGCCACAAUCGAGAAACGAUUGCAUUGCAAAGUCCAGAAGGCUGAGAUGAAGCGCCAGAUGGAGCUUCAUGGCGACAAGGAGCGGGCCACUGCCGCUGCGUAUGAUGCGUGGGUGGUCGCUCGAAAGCGCUUCAGGGAGCUGAGGGAGCUGAGGCAGCAGUAG